UGGUAUAAAACUGCUAAUGAAUUCUCAGUUUUAUUUAGUAUAAUCUUAGUUUUAAAUAAUAUCUCAGUUUUACUUGCACUUUUCUCGACUUUCGAUUUAUAUAACUAUCGUUAGAUGUUUAAUUCAGAAUUAAUAAUGGCGAAAAUGUUGGAUAGUAGUCCCAAUGCGGCACUCAACAAAUCGCUUCUUCAGCAUUACCUUACUCUACCCAUUCCAGAUGGUAAAUGCCAGGCUACGUAUAUUUGGAUUGACGGAUCAGGAGAAAAUGUCAGAUGCAAAACUAGGACUUUAGAUUUUGUUCCAACAUGCCCAAAAGAAUUACCAGUGUGGAACUUCGACGGAAGUUCAACAAAUCAAGCCAAAGGACACAACUCAGAUGUCUUUCUGUGCCCAGUAGCUAUGUACAAAGAUCCAUUCCUCAGAGGAAACAACAAAUUAGUCCUAUGUGAUACAUACAAAUACGAUAGAACUCCCACGGAGACCAACCAUAGAGUAACAUGCCUGCAGGCAAUGAAAGCGGCACAAGAAGAGAAACCGUGGUUCGGAAUCGAACAGGAAUACACAUUGUUAGAUAUGGACUUGCGCCCGCUUGGCUGGCCCAAGCACGGUUUUCCAGGACCCCAAGGACCUUACUACUGUGGUGUUGGAGCGAACAAAGUGUAUGCUCGUGAUAUUGUCGAGGCGCACUAUAGGUGCUGUUUGUAUGCUGGUGUCACAAUCUCCGGAACCAAUGCUGAGGUUAUGCCUGCACAGUGGGAAUACCAAGUAGGACCUUGCGAAGGCAUUUCAAUUGGUGAUGAAUUGUGGAUCUCUAGGUAUAUCUUACAGCGAGUAGCCGAAGAUUACGGUGUAAUUGUAACUUUUGAUCCCAAACCGAUGGAAGGUGACUGGAACGGAGCUGGAGCUCACACCAACUUCUCAACUCAGGUUAUGAGAGAACCAAAUGGCAUUGGGGCAAUUGAAAAGGCCAUUGAAAAACUUAGCAAAAACCACGCUAGGCACAUCAAAGCCUACGAUCCCAAAGGAGGAAAAGACAACGAACGUCGUCUUACUGGCAAACACGAAACAUCUUCUAUCCAUGACUUUAGUGCUGGUGUUGCAAAUCGUGGAGCCAGUAUCAGAAUUCCCCGUGGCUGUGCCGAAGACAAGAAAGGAUACCUGGAAGACAGAAGACCUGCCUCAAAUUGCGAUCCUUACUCAGUAUCUGAAGCUAUCAUCAGAACAUGCUGUUUAAAUGAAUGAAUGUAGAAUGUACACCUAAUUGUAUUAUACUUCCUUACACAUUUUAUAAAUUAAUGUUAUAUAUUUUAUGUUAUAAUAUAGGUAUUGUUUUAAUUUAAUUUUCCAAAUUAGUGUAAAAUUAAAAUCCAUCAGUUUAUUAUGAUGGUAUAGUUAUCACAUCACACGAAAUAAUAUUAUUGUUGCUAUUUGUAUAUGUAUUCUAUUAAAUAAUAUCUAUUGAUA
Messenger RNA from Diabrotica virgifera virgifera (western corn rootworm), 1464 nucleotides. Its product is annotated as glutamine synthetase 2 cytoplasmic-like. The transcript is spliced from 6 exons. Gene Ontology annotation, molecular function: glutamine synthetase activity. Gene Ontology annotation, cellular component: cytoplasm. Lineage: Eukaryota; Metazoa; Arthropoda; Insecta; Coleoptera; Chrysomelidae. The record is from RefSeq and is a predicted model, not a curated record. The coding region runs from base 115 to 1242 and encodes 375 amino acids.